Molecule: messenger RNA, 3790 nt
Organism: Eufriesea mexicana
Lineage: Eukaryota; Metazoa; Arthropoda; Insecta; Hymenoptera; Apidae
Gene: ACXD
Product: Adenylyl cyclase X D
Exons: 20
Coding region: 1-3381 (1126 amino acids)
Biological process (GO): adenylate cyclase-activating G protein-coupled receptor signaling pathway; intracellular signal transduction; cyclic nucleotide biosynthetic process
Cellular component (GO): plasma membrane
Molecular function (GO): adenylate cyclase activity
Source: RefSeq, a predicted model, not a curated record
AUGGAACUGUUCACUCGUGCAUCUUUGAAUUCACUGCACGUGGUGGAUGAUGGCCGGAUCAUCUCGCCGAAUAAUCUCGACGCGUGGUCAUGGUCCAGCUUACGAAAGCAGUUCAAAUACAAGAACCUAGAGAAGCUGUUCACAAUUUACCAGAGGAAGCUUCAGUAUGGUUAUCUGUCACUCUUCGUUCUCCUACAAUUGGCUCUCGGAAUCACAUAUUGUUUGAUUUUAAUCACAAUGGUCAGCAUAGAGAAUUGUAUACCGGAUGUGGUGGUCUACAGCAUAGUGAGCGCGUUACUCUGCCCGGUGAUAGCGCUUUCGUUCAGGUCGGAGAUUAUCACCAGGAAUACUUAUCUGCCGGUCAUGUUGUCCUGCUUGAUCGUAGUGCUGCUGGUAAUCGGUGACUUGGCUGUUCCCUUAUACUACGCCCACAGCGACAACAUACCACCGAUAAGGCCUGCAUACGCAACUCAUGCGCUUCUGGCGUGUUACGUCUUCCUACCUCUCACGAAAAAACUGCAUGCUCUUAUACUCGGGGUCACGGCUACCAUAUGUUACCUAGCUACUCUCUCGCUAAUUACUUAUAGAAACACAUUCGAUUACACUUCAAAGAUCAUUACAGACACGAUAUACUUUGUUUGCGUGAAUUGUCUGGGGCUAUACUUCAGAUUCAUGAAUGAAAUCGUUAUCAGACGAUCGUUUCUCGACCACCGGAAGUGCGUAGAAUCGACCUUGAGAUUAAAUUAUGAGAAAGAUCAAGAAGAACAACUCACAAGGAGUUUACUGCCUCAACAUAUUGCUGCACAGAUAAAGGAAAAGUUUAGAGAUAUUUUUAGGUUUAUAGAGCAAAAUAAGAAACCUCCAACCAAAGGACGACCUCAUAGUGAUUUAUGGAUCGAAACUCAUAACGACGUAAGCAUUUUAUAUGCUGACGUGGUGAAUUUUUCUGGAUUGACUGUGACACUGCCAGUACGAAAACUAGUAGAAACAUUGAAUGAUUUGUUUGGUAGUUUUGACGAGGCUUCCGAAAGGCACCAUGUUCUUCGUAUUAAAUUCCUGGGUGACUGUUACUAUUGCGUGAGUGGAGUACCAACUCCGAAUUCGCAACAUGCGAAAAACUGUGUGGAUUUAGGACUUGAUAUGAUAAAGAUCAUUCGAGAUGUAAGAGCAAGAGUACGACGCGAAAGCGGUGUGGAUGUAAAUAUGAGAAUAGGAGUUCACUCUGGCAACAUAAUAUCGGGGAUUCUGGGUGCCAACAAAUGGCAAUAUGAUGUUUGGUCACGCGAUGUCGUUAUAGCUAAUAAAAUGGAACAAACAGGAAAACCCGGUAAAGUUCACAUUACGCAACAAACUUUGGAUCUUGUAAAUGCUAGCGAGUACGAUUGCGUCCCGGUGGAGUCCUUAAACGAUGAAGUUCUCAAAAAGUACGGAAUUCGAAGUUACCUAAUCACACCUUCGACUCCUGACACGCCUCCUAUGCAGAACAGCGAGAACACCUUGACAGUCAUGACACCGAACGCCUCUCCGGUGCCUAACAAGCAUUAUGUGAAAUUUUAUCCAUCCAUCAGUGUGAAUUCCGGCUCAAGAAAUACUAGACGGCUUACUGCUACUAUAAAUAAUCAAGUUGACGUGUACGCCAGCCCUUGCAGACGGCGCACACACUUUAUGGACUCUUGUUUGCGGGAUUAUCAUUUGAUGCUCAGAACCGCAGAUGCAGAAAUGGAAUAUGCUAUUAACAAAAUGCCUCUCACUAAGUGGGAGCAAUGGUGCGAAUGGAAAGACAUAAAUCCAUUAUUUUUAACAUUUCAACAGUGGAAUUGGGAAAUACCGUUUUUGAAGGAACCUGAUCCACUUUUUAAAUUUUAUAUUAGUUCCGCUGUCUUUGUCCUGAUUUUUAUGGGACUUAUUUCCCUGGUACCUACACUUUCUCUUUCCAAAUGGCAUUUGAGCACAACAAUUACUUAUGCAGCCUCAAUAUUAUUUUUAAUCGCUUUAAUGCCAAUAGCUUGGAUGCAUUUCGCGUGGAAGCGAUAUAAAGAUCCACACGAUGAACACGAAGGGCAGGUUCCAGGCCCUGCCAAUAAAUUAUUAUGUUUUUUAUAUCAAACCAGCAUAAAGGUUGUUUGGAGUGCAUUUCUCAGAGCAGUCCUAUACUUGGUAAUCACGAUAAUGUUAGCAGCGUGUGCCAUGUUUGACAUGAUUUUUGAAUGUCAAACUAAUGAAAAUGUCAAAUUAAUCAAUGUGAAUGAGCUUACAAGCAAUAAUAGAACAUCUAGCGUAUUGGAAACUGGCGCCUCGAAACUUGAAUGCGUAGCUACACCUUGGCAAAUGACACAAACUUGCUCCUUGGCAAUUCUAACAAGCUUUCUGUUUUUGAGACUCCAUUAUAUUUUAAAAUUAGUAAUAGGCAUCGCGGUGGUAGCAUUUUAUUCGUGGAAUGUUUGGAUAUAUCGUUCAAAUUUAUUUCAGUCAAGUGAAAGCUGGAAUCCACAUUUAGAACCGAGACUGGCUCAUGUUUUAAGUGUAGUUUUCCUUACCUUUUCUUUGCAUCUAAUUGAUCGUCAGGCAGAAUACUUGAGCAGAUUAGACUAUCUUUGGAAACGUCAAUUGACCAAAGAGCAAGAUGAAGCAUUUCAUACAAGAAAUGCUAAUAAAAUUCUGCUUCGCAAUAUUUUACCAGAACAUGUUGCGGAGUUCUACCUGAAUGUGAAUAGAACAGAAGAAAUGGAACCUUAUCACGAAGCGCAUAAUAAUGUAGCCGUCAUGUUUGCAUCAUUAACAGACGUAUCCAUUGAUGAAAGCAAUACUUUGGCAAAUCUAAAUGAGAUCAUAUGCGAAUUUGAUAAAUUAUUAUUUGACCCUUCCUUUAUCUGUCGAAUUGAAAAAAUCAAAAUUGCUGGUACCACCUACAUGGCAGCUUGUGGAUUAGAAGCUAGUCGACGCGAUUCAAUGCGUAGUGCAGAAAAUGACAAAAAUGUGAGUGACAAUGUAGUAAAAGUGAUGACACAAUUUGCGGUCGAAAUGAUAGCAGUUCUAGAUAGGUUGAAAGCGAAAUCGGUUAACGCAUCAAAACCUUAUAGAUUAAGGAUUGGAAUAUCACAUGGUGAAGUAACAGCAGGAGUAGUAGGCGCCCAGAAGCCAUUGUAUGAUAUUUGGGGAGAUGCUGUGAACAUGGCAUCAAGAAUGGAUACAACAGGUGUUCCAGGAAAAAUACAGGUUACAGCAGAAACUGCUGCUGUUCUUGAACAACAGCAAGUCAAAUGCUACCUUCGAGGAAAUACGUACGUCAAACCAAAAGGAUUUGUUACAACUUAUUUUGUUGGCAUUGACGAUAAACGAAAACUUCAAAGAAUGGAUGUUAUUGAAGAGACCAGUCUGUGAUUGAAACGAUAAAUCGAUGUUUAAUCAGUUAUUGCGAUCGUUAUAAUCUAACUGUGUGAAAAGUGAAAUAUUAGGUGUUUAAGUGAACAUGUAGGCGGACGGAAGAGAAACCAAAGAAAAUUUGAAAGACCAAAGAAUCGAGAAAAAGAAACACGGUUCACAACUACAUCACUAUGUGGAAUACUUCAACUUAUUUAAUCAAGUUUACAUGUGAGAUAUACUUACAAUCAUACAUCGUGAGCCCGAUUAUUAACCGAGUAAGACGCAUUAGUAAUCAUGCUACAAACUAAAAAAACAAAUUUUAGUAAUUUCUUUUUACAUAGGAAAAUUGAAGAUGAUUUCAUAUGAUCAGUAUACGUGUAAGAACGACUUUAUACGUAACAAUGUGCAUUUAAAAUAUCUUUUAUUG